UUGCCCAGUCCCAGCCACACUAACUUGCCCUUCUUUUCCAUCGCGUUUCCCUAGGAAUUCCAGUGUGCGAAAAACUUUAAGAUGGCCAAGUCCAAGAACCACACAAAUCACAACCAGAACAAGAAGGCCCAUCGCAAUGGCAUCAAGCGCCCGAUGCGCAAGCGCCACGAGUCCACCCUGGGUAUGGAUGUGAAGUUCCUGAUCAACCAGCGUUAUGCCCGCAAGGGAAACCUUUCCCGCGAGGAAUCCGUGAAGCGAUACAACGAGCGCAUCGCUGCCCAGCAGGGCAAGACUAAGCCCGUCACGUUGUAGAUUGCCCCCGAUUUAAGAUCAUUAAAGGACAAAGCAAUUUAACAAA
Drosophila rhopaloa is the source of this 358-nucleotide messenger RNA. RefSeq names its product 60S ribosomal protein L29 (gene RpL29). The transcript has 4 exons. Gene Ontology annotation, cellular component: ribosome; cytosolic large ribosomal subunit. Lineage: Eukaryota; Metazoa; Arthropoda; Insecta; Diptera; Drosophilidae. Gene Ontology annotation, molecular function: structural constituent of ribosome. The coding region runs from base 82 to 312 and encodes 76 amino acids. Gene Ontology annotation, biological process: cytoplasmic translation. The record is from RefSeq and is a predicted model, not a curated record.